Messenger RNA from Pestalotiopsis fici W106-1, 1005 nucleotides. RefSeq lists its product as uncharacterized. The transcript is spliced from 4 exons. Gene Ontology annotation, cellular component: membrane. Bases 1 to 1005 code for a protein of 334 amino acids. NCBI's taxonomy places the organism in Eukaryota, Fungi, Ascomycota, Sordariomycetes, Amphisphaeriales, Sporocadaceae. The record is from RefSeq and is a predicted model, not a curated record.
AUGGAGAACAGCCAGCCUGUGUCCAGUAGCCUCUACGUCUACACUCCUGACAAGGGAGCUCCCAUCUUCUUCGCCGCUGCCUUUGCCAUCUCCGCCCUUGGUCACAUCUUCCAGUGCUUUCACCAUCAGAGCUGGAGACUCAUGGGCCUGUAUGCCAUCAGUGCCAUCAUCCUUACCGCCGGCUAUGCAUUUCGCAGCUAUGGAGCAUUCUUCUACAGCAUCACCAGCCACGGCCUGGCCUUGUACACUCUCAGUCAGCUCUUGAUUCACAUCAGCCCUCCACUCCACGCCCUAGCCAAUUACUAUGUCUUGUCCCGCGUUUUCGGCUACAUUCCUCAUCUGGCACCCUUCUCCUCCCGCAAGAUCUUGGCUGUCUGCGGCGGUAUUACCGCCUUCAUUGAGCUUCUAUGCAUCUUGGGAGUUGCUCUGGCCGCCGACCGCACUAGUCCUCCAGACCAGCAGUCUGCCGGCAAAGGACUGAUCAUUGCUGCCGUCGCCCUACAGCUUACGGUCAUUGUCUUCUUCUACAUUCUCUCUGGUUACUUCCGCAGACAAAUCACCAUGGACAAGAUCACGUCUCCCGCCGCCAUCACGCCCAUGGUCGUCUUGUACAUCAGCACCCUCCUACUCCUGAUCCGCGGCGCCUACCGACUCGUCGACGCCAUUGCCGACACGUACACCCACCGUGAUGACUUUGGAUUUGUCCAAGAGUCGAGCCCCAUGAUGCGCUACGAAUGGAUCUUUUACGUUUUCGAGGCCACCCUGAUUCUAGCCAAUUCCGCCAUUUGGAACAUUUGGCACCCUGGCCGCUACCUCCCCAAGGACCACCAGACUCAUCUCGCUCCCGACGGUAAGACCGAGGUUCAGGGAGUUGAGCAGCCCGAUCACCGCUCCAUGGCUACCAAGGUUGGCCAUAUCCUCACCUUUGGUGCCUUCUUUGGCCGAAAGGAUGGUCCACUGGAUGGUGAGGGAGAGGCCAUUGCCUUGAACGAGAUGGCCCGUUGA